This is a messenger RNA of Porites lobata, 32152 nucleotides long. The record is from the annotation of a GenBank genome assembly. Lineage: Eukaryota; Metazoa; Cnidaria; Anthozoa; Scleractinia; Poritidae.
CGAUUCACGCGGAUAGACCGAACUGUGAGAUAUAAAUAUGGAAUUAAUGAUGUGUAUUGCAAAUUGUUGACAUGACUGGGAAACGACUUUGUCAAAGCUAAAUGUUUAAGAAGAAGGCUAAUUUGAGCAGCCAAAAUGGAACAAAACGGUGCGUAUUUUACCUGGAUGUUUUGAAUCGAGCCGGCUGCUUAAAACAGCUCUCUGUCGCCGAGCACGAGACGAGUUACUGCCGCAUCGUGAUUUUUCCUUUUUUCUGCAACGGCGCGCCGCUUCGUAUAAUUUUGCUGUUAACCUGGUGUUUUUGUUGAUUCCUUUUAGGCUAUCCCAGGGCCAAUUUUACGCCAGCCACGAAACUUCCCUGGCCGAACGGGACAGACGUUAUGCAGAACAGAACACGGCUGAAUGGACAUGCUUCAAAGUAUGGGAAAUCCGUUGCUGCGACUAAGCGACAGAAAAAAUCUGGAAAUGCUGUUCGGCCAAAGAGAGCACUUCUAUGUCUGUCACUUGGCAAUCCUAUCCGAAGUGCUGCCAUAAAUCUCGUGGAGUGGAAAUAUCCUUUCAAAUAGCACUGUUUAGGGUUUCUGUUGAUAUUUUUAUCUCUCGAUUCUGCGGACGAUGUGGUGUUGUGAGUGGAACUUGUUAUGGUUUUGGCCUUGUAGUCUAAUGUCAUAGGUUUUAACGUUUCUGUUGCUUAUUUCUGUAUUUUACUUAAACGGAUUUCAGAUUUUCGCCUUAACUCUUGGCUUAAGCCUUUUGAUGUCAUGAUUUUGAUCACAAUUUUUGCGAACUGUGCUGCUUUGGCCGCUUACGAGCCAUUGCCCGAGAAAGAUAGCAGUGAAAUAAAUGAAGGAUUGGUAGGUAACUUGCUUAUUCAUCUCGCUUUGCGGGAUUUUUCUUUUUUGUAGUUUGAAUAUUCAUGCUGUGAAUGGUAGAUUAGGCUUUGCCUUUGCGAAUAUGUCAUUGAUAGUACAAGAUAUUAGUCCGUACGAUUUGGCUUAAAACUUUAUAUAUUUUUUUAAAUCGGAAAUUUGUACGCUGCUUUGUAUGACACCAGUCUGCAUUAUAUUGGGCUCGUGAAAAAAAAUAAAAAUAUAUUUAUUAGUAUUAUAUUGCUGUGGGUUGUAUUCCAUAUAACACGCUUUCCUUGUUUAGUUUUGGGUGAAUUUUUUAUUGGCUCAAUAUAGCGUUAAGGCAUAAAUGUUGGAACAAAACAAGACCUUAUGAGACGAGGUCAGACAUAGGACACGGUUUCUCUGUACCGGUUUAGCCUUCGAUCGGCAAUAAUAAAAGUUAUGGAACAGAUGAUCAUGGAGGUGUCGUUGAUUGUUCGUUCGAAAGUUUGUGUUUGAAUCGUCUGUUUCUUUUGUUUAGGUACAGGGAAAUUAGUUGCGUCUCCAGGCGCUAAGCGUAAAUAGUCAGUACACUUUCGUACUUGUGAAUAUUAAUUUAGUUCGUCGCGAUUUCAAAUAGGCUUGUAUGACAAAUUUUUUUGUGCUCACAGACAAAGCCUUAUCUCGCCUGGUGUUGUGAAAAAUAAUUGUGCAACUUAAGGCUCAGUUCACACGAUACAAAGAGAGUAUGUGAUCGUGUUUCUGUUCAAUUAAACUUUAAUGCGAGCUAAGGCGAUGCGUUCGAGUAAUCCGCUGAAAUCGUCGCUGUCAAUUUCACAGUCAUAAGAGUUGUGUGAAAUUGAUGACUUUGAGGGUAAACAAAAAUCGCCGUGGUUGAGCGAGGCUAACCUGCGAACAACUUGCUAAUCGUGCAUGAAACCAAAAGUAGAUCGAAUAAAGUAAAAUAUUAUUGCUUGGUUUCUUUCGCGUGUUCAGGGAAAUCUUUUGUUGGCUUCAUCGUGCGAUUUUUUUCUAUGGAUAAUGUAAAAAUUCUAGAAAUUGUCAAAAUUGCAGGACAUACACUGAAUUAAACGUUCGUCGCUGCCCGUGGCAUUCACUGAAUACCGAACCAAUCGAUGUUUAUCUCUAAAAUGUUUUUGAAUUAACAAAAAAGGAAGCUGAUUGCUUGACUUAAAAUAUCGUUGAUGAAGUAGGAGAACGCUGUGCCACGCGUUAAAUUUAAGCUUAAAUACAUUCUCAGACGACGGAAUUAUUUGCUGUGUGACACAAGCUACGUUAUUUGCCAUGAGAGUUUGCUAUCUUUUCAGAUUAAAGGGCGUAAUAAGUUUAAAGGUUUUGCUAGCGGACGUACUUAAAUGAUAUGGUUACUAUUUUUACAAGCUUGCAGACUUGUUUUCAAUCGUAUUUUUAUAUUUUUCGUCCAAUGAAAAUAAACAAUCACUUAAGCGACCAAACAAUAAAUAAAUUAUUAACUAAUUUUAUCUCAAGUUUUUCGGGCGCCUAUUAGUAGAGCUUUACCCUAUUAUCUGUCUAGUUUUCAAAUCUGAAACAAUUCUGGGGAAAAUGAAAGGAAAAACCCUGUCAUUUCGAGAAUUUGAAUGAUUUAGUAUCUGGGAAUACAAAAUUGUUUGAUGAUAUGUUGGAUGUGGUGUUUUCUCUCCAUUUCAACAAAGGCAGUUGAACAUUCAGUGUUAUUUUUAGGUGAACGUAUAACAUCCCUGAUUUCUAUUUUUGGGCAUCACGUUCUCAUAUAGCUUUUGAAAAGUAAACAAUUUAUAGAAGCAUUUAAUAAUAAUUAAUAACCAUUAAUUACCUUUUUUUUCAUAAACACAAUUUUUUUUUCUGUCUAGGCAUUCAAAUUGGAAGCUCAAAAUAAAAUUAUCUUUGCUUUUGUUUUAAGUGUAAAGUAUGUUACACCUUGAGGUUCUUUCCUUAUUUUGUUGGAUUAGCCUGUUAACUCAAGAAAGAAUGAUUUUUUUUUGUUUUUAUUGCUUUUUUAUUAUGUUUGAGCUUUACAACUUUUUGAACUUUUUAUCUUUAUAAUUUUUGGAUAAACUCUUUUGCGGUAGCCAGUUAAGUGAAACCUCUGCAUUAAUACUUUCACAUGGUACUACUUAUUCAUUUAUUUUUCAAUUUUGUGGACAAAAUCACAGUGUCAAAAGUCAAAUAAAAUUUAAAAUAUGUGGUAACAAACCCCACUAUAACGAGCCCCGCUAUGACAAAAUCCCCGCUGUAAUAAAUAUUUUGUCUGGUCGCUCGCAGCAGUCAGUAAAAACAACAGAUUUGAGCAGAAAUCACGGCUUGCUUUAAUUAAAAGUGUUUUUGAAGUUGAUAUCUUGAUUGUCAGUGCCUUACAGUUACAGUAUCAAAUGAAUCAAAAUGUUUCCUAUGGGCAGUAUUGAAUUUUUGGUAAUUGUUAUUUAUUAAAAUACCGUGCUAUGAUAAAUAUUUUUGCUGUUAACCAGAUAAUUCGUUAUCACGGGGUCUUCUCUUAACGAAGACCCUACUUUAAUGAACAAUUUUUUUGGGUACCGUGGCACUUCGUUAUAUCGGGGUUCUACUUUAGGAGAGAAGGUUAAUGAGGGGGUGUGAGGGGGGGGGGUUUAGGGUGGGGCACUAGUUUCUGGCACUAAAUGCUUCUUGAGAUAGCUUCAAAUUCCUUCUUUGUUUCACAAUAAAUAUGAGGUAAUCUGUUGAGUGAAUCCAGCAGUUUAUCUGUGACCACUUGGGUCUUUUUUCUUUUAGCCUCUUAAGUGUGAGAAUAAAUUUUAAAAUGCUCUUGCAUGCUUAUUCAUGAAACAAUACUUCGAUAAUAUUGAUUAUUAUGAUUGACAUUUCGUAUUUUUUUUGUUUUUAGGAAGUGGCUGAAUAUGUGUUCUUAGCAAUUUUCACUUUAGAAGCAGUUUUAAAGAUUAUUGCCUAUGGCUUUCUCUUCCAUCCUGGAGCUUAUCUUAGAAACGGAUGGAAUAUUUUAGAUUUUGUAAUUGUAGUAGUAGGGUAAGUGAUAAGUACUAUCUUAAAGUGUCCCUUUUACGAUAUUGUUACUGUGUUUAUAGCCUGCAAAGCAGGUGUACCAUGAAUAAUCUAAUAAAUGCCCUGGGCCCAGUUGUUCGAAGGCCGAUUAGUGCUUAACCCAGGGUUAAAUUUAACCCAGGUUUCUUUUUCUUUAAUUGUUUGAAAGCAUUUUCUCGGAAAAUUUUCUCUGUUAUUUUUAAGGGAAUCCAAUCAUCAACUUGUUGACAGAAAGAAUUAAACUGAAUUGACUUUUUAAGCUUUCAUAUCUGAAUUCAAAUUUCACACUUACCCUGGGUCAUCUUAACCCAGCUUUGAACAACCUGGCCUAGGGUGCCUAAAUUUUAGGGUCCAAGCAUAGAGGGAGCAUUUAUCAGAUAAGAGGCGUUUAUUUGGAAGUGGGCACUUAUUAGGUCAUGUACGGUAUUUUGCAGCGUGAACGAUGAUACCAAUGUUCUCUUGCCAUCUAAAUGUUGAAACUGAUGAGUAGGGGCAAGUCAAAAAAUUAUUACGAGGGAGAGGUUGAUGAAUUUAAGAUAGAGGAGGUCAGGGCUGUCAGUAAGUUCUGAAGCAGCCAUAGCAAAUGGAGAUUCAUCCAUAACCUCUCACAAAUAGUUUUAGUGUCACCUUUGGCUUUCCACUUUGAUCACCCGUAACAUCAAGUGAGCUCAGCUGUGACAGGUUUUAUGGGCUACAGUCCUUAAUGACAGGUCUGGAGGUGGAGGGAGGAGAGGGGAGGAAAAAGUUCCUUUCUCCUCCCUGCUCCUCCCACUGUACCUGCCACUCCUCCCAUAUAUUUUUUUUGCUUUCAAGAUGGUGUCCAAGAUAAAUUCACCACUGAGCUUUCCUUUAAAAGUAUGCCAGCUCUGCAGGUUAAUGUGCACAAGAUUCUAAGCUUUUUGGAAAGUUAUUAGAAAUGAUUGUACAUUAUUUUGCCUGUCUUCUUUACAGAUUAGCAACUAUUUUAGUAAAGGCAUUUUUGAGUUCUGGAAGCUUCGAUGUGAAAGCUCUAAGGGCAUUCAGGGUGCUAAGACCGCUAAGACUGGUCUCUGGUGUUCCAAGUAAGUGCCCUUGUCUUAAAUAUUUGGAAAUAUUGCAGGUUCCUUACAAAGUCUGAAUUCUUGAAAAAGUCAAAAACGUUUUCAAACCAGUAUUCCAGACCUGGAAAAAGUCUGGAAAAUGGUAAAAGGUCAGAAUAACUGCAACAUGUACUUAAUUAUGGCUAAGUGAAUUUUUUUCAGUAGUCAAGUCUUCUUUAAUCUUGAUGGCAGCCAAAACAUUCAAUCACAGAAUGAGAAGUUUUAGAAUUCUGUUAUGUCUGCUUUGCACAGCAGUUCACUGUACAUUUACAGUGCAUGGUGGGAAAAGCUUUAUUCCUGUGUUUAUCAAGGUUCUUACACAUCGCUUAUUUGAUAACCCUAAGUUUGGAAAGUAAGUUAUUAUUUUGGAAAAAGAAUGGUCAAAUUUCUUGAAUUGUGCGCAAAAAUCUGUACAGACCUGGUACCAACCAAACGUGGGACCCAUUUCUUUACUCUGAUUUGGACCCCACCAGAAAAAACCUAAGAAAAGAGGACCACAUGGGUCAUAAAUAUCUUCUGGAAAUUCAGAGAAAGAUUCCAAUUGAACAAAACAUUCUCGUUAAUUAUUUUAUUUAUCAAUUUCAUUUCAGGUUUGCAAGUUGUGUUAAAUUCAAUCAUCAAAGCAUUGAUUCCACUCUUCCAUAUCGCCUUGCUAGUAGUAUUUGUUGUCAUAAUAUAUGCUAUUAUUGGUGUGGAGUUGUUUAUGGGACGGCUCCACAUGACAUGUUAUGACAACAUAACAGGUAAUAGCUGUCUUCAUGUCCUCUUGCUAGUUUAGGCUUAGGCUUAAGUCAUGUGUGAUAAUGGCAGUAACUCAAUAUUGUAAAUGAUUAGUAUGGACUGACUGUGGCUAGGGGACUCAAGUAAAUGUACUUGUGUGUGGGUUAUUCAACAACUGCAAUGCAAUUUGUUUUUGUCAGCAAAGAAGCAGUCCCUAGAUUCAGAAAACCAAUCUAAGCUAAGAUGUAUCUCAACAAUUCCCACAGUGAAAAAACAAUACUCUUAAAAUAAAUUACACUUUACAGUGGCAGAUUCAGGGGAGGAGCCCAAAGGGGGCCAGGGGACCCCCUUAUUUUUAGACCCCAAAAAAUUUUUUGGAGACCCCCCCCCCCACCUUAUCUCAAGGUCUUGAUCUGGCACUGCUUUAACUUAAGAUGCCUUCCUAGAGUUCUGGGAGGGCUUAUAAGCAGCAUUCCUUUGAAAAGGGCCAUUCCCGCCCUUUUAUUAUGGAGUGUCCAUUAUGUCAGACCUUUGGAUUUGAAAGGUGAUACGCCAAUGAUUUCUCUUCUUACUGCAGGUUCACUAGCUAUGGAAGAGCCACACCCCUGCAGUGCAGGGGGGUCUGGGUUCCAAUGCGAUGCCAGUAAAGGAGAAGUGUGUGAAGGAGGCUGGAAAGGCCCUAAUUAUGGAAUUACAAAUUUUGAUAACAUUGGUCUGGCUUGCAUGACAGUGUUUCAAUGUAUCACUCUAGAGGGGUGGACAGAUGUACUUUAUAUGGUAUGUUUUUAAUUCUCUGGCAGCAUUCUACUUAACCGUUUAAGCCCCAAUAUCCACAUACAAAUUCUCCAAACUGAUCUCUAUACAUUUCCUUCAAGAAUUGGUUAAGAGAAUUUGAUAAAAGAUCAUGGCAUUUUCUCUUUGGUGAUCAUUUUAUUAAUUCUCAUAACUUUAUCUCUUGACAUUGUAUUGAUGUUAGGAGAAAAUUGAUGUUGCUCACUGUUGGCACCUAAAGGAUUUACCCAUUCUCUUUUAAGAGGAGUGUAUGAAUGCAAAUAUAUAGCCUGCAUAAUAGGCCCUUUAUGAGCCAAGCGAGGCAAACGCGACAUUUCGCGUGAAGCUUUACUUUUUCUCUUUCCCUCAUCUCGCGCUUUGCACUCAUCUCACGCUUUGCACUUAAUGUUGCAUUAACCUCACUUGGCCCACAUAGCGCCUGUUAUGCAGGCUAGCAAUUAUGUACCAAAGCUUGCUCCUUUUCGGCUCAAGUCAUGGCUCCUGACGAGUGCUUACAGGGACGAAUUCUUUAUUUGCUAUGUUGGGAGUGUUUGGCUUUUCUUGCAAUUGAUAUAAUUUAUUUCUUCUUUCAGAUAAAUGAUGCAGUAGGCAAUUCAUGGCCCUGGGUGUACUUUGUGACGCUAAUCAUCUGGGGAUCGUUUUUCGUUCUCAACUUAGUCCUUGGUGUUCUCAGUGGGUACGAACCCUUUCUUGUCUAGUGAAGUCUUUUUAUAUACUUGUGCCCCUUUUCUUCGUUUAAGAGUUAAAAGUUCUGCUUUGGCUGUGGUGUGUUAAUAACCGUCUCUUUUUUUAAUCGUACGUUAUUUUUUUUCGCAGAGAAUUUGCCAAAGAAAAGGCUAGGGCACAAAAAAGUGGGGAAUUUCAAAAGUUUAGAGAAAAGCAGCAAGUCGAGGAAGCAUACAAUGGUUAUCUUGACUGGAUAACACAAGCAGGUAAAGAUCUUUAUGCCUUAACAAACUGGUAAGGAACGUGCCAAAAUUAGGGAACUAAAGCAAACACAACAACAACGACAACGUCCGAAAACAAUCGGUUUUAACGUGAUGUCACACGAGACGAUUCGCAACGACGAUUAUUAGCGCAACACAGCGUUGCAACAUUGUUGCGACAUUGUUUCAAAUUGUUACAACAUUGUUCCAACAUUGCAGCGUUGUGUUGAGCUAAAAAUCGUCGUUGCGAAUCGUUCCGUGUAACAUCACCUUUGUGAGCAAAACAACAGCUCUGCACGUGCAUCACGCUUUUCUAGUACAUUUCUUUGACGUCCACUGCGCGACUACCACGUGAAACCUUCUAAUGCCACGUUCUAUGAAGGAUGUGAAUAUACAGCGACUAAUUUUCCUGUUUCUCUUUUUGAACCUGGAUAAAGUCCUUAAGAAUUCAACUUCAGGAAAAAUCGCCUACAUUUGACAAAUUGAGCAGGUCCAAAUAGACGCGACAAAGUUUGAAAGGAUGCAAAUUUCGUCUUUUUAGCAACGUUUUCACUGCGGUCGUUGUCGGCGUUGCUUAAGCUCUUUAUUCUUACUCUGAAAAACUGAGGGUGACACAUGGUUACAGGAGAGCAAGAUUGAAACGUUCACUAAGUUGCCACCUUUGAUUUGACAGCCACUGCAGUUGUCAGAAAAGCCUCUGGUUUUCGCGUUGCUUGAUAUUGUUGUUUGUAAUAAUUCUUUGUUUAAUCUAACAGAGGACAUUGAAGGUGACAGUGAGAGCGAGGAAGACGAAGACAAGAAAAGUUCUAGAAGAACAUGUGAGUACGGGCUGUCAGUCAUGUUGCGGAAAACUAGAUAAAGACCACAAGAAAUCAGCUUUCUUUUAUCCGCUGAAUUAAAUUGUGAGACCAACUUAAAUAGCAAAAUAAACAGAACCACGGGAAAGUGCUACUGUGUAGCUUUCAUUUAAAUUGUUGUACUGAAGGGAUUUGAAGAACAGACUCUAAAGUUAAAAACGCCCUGUACAACAUCAUCAACAGAACCACCGGAUACGAAACUUUUUGUCAUUGAAAUGUUCCUAGAAUGAAUUGUAUUCCUCGGCUCAUUGUGGAGCUUUAGCAACGACGACGGCGACGGCCCGACUUGUACUCGGGCACCGGCUCCGGCCCGAAUUCUAGUGUGGGUACUUGAAAAAAAGUUGUUGUGUUUACAUUAGUGCCCAGUGAGUGCCGUUCUCGGGCACUGAUCCCGGGCAUCAAGUUUGAACGCUACCUAAUAUGUUUUUCUUUUAACUCGUGCAGCAAGACAUUCAAGACUUGAUGAUAUUGAGUUGACAGACAAAAAUGAGUGGCAAGACAACGCUACACAAGAAACCACUCACCAUGGAUGGUGCCAUAAUGAAAAGUAUGUUUACACUCUUGUUUUGUUUUUUUUUUCACUUAACAUCGAACCCGCGACCUCCUGCUGUGCAGUCAAGCGCUCUACCGACUAAGCUACCGAAGUCCUUCUGCGGUGAAAUCCGAGGUAGCUGAUAAAAAUUGGCGUAAAAAUAGAGAGUUUGAUUCACUGGGCGGAACUUCAAAUUGGCCAGAUUGUUCAUAGCAGGGUUACAUCAACACAGGGUUAGCAUCAUUUUGAUAUUCAAAUUGAACACUUUACAAAACAAAUUUCCAAGAAUUCUUUUUAGCCUACAAAAUGACUAGUUAAAAUAAAAGUGAGUAGUCUGAAAAGUCAAAACGUCUCCACCUCGUUUCAGACUAAACAGUGGGGCGGAACUCGGAUUGAUACUUAUCCCUGCGUUAGCGAUAACUAGGUUUUGAACAAUUUGGUCCCGGCCUGCUGUGCAUCGGAAAUAAAGAAAAUCUUCCAGUCUGAUCGUAAUACCAUUGAACUUCAUAGAUGCCCAUGUCGGGCUUGGUCAUUUAUUGCUUUCAUAUAUUAUACAUGGUCUGUAUCAUGCCGCAAUCAUCAGCAGUUCUAAAGCGCUCCCUCCGACAAUAUCUCAAGUUUAAUGGUGAUUUUCUCUAAACUUUCCAUAUUACAGGAAAAUUUUAAAACGUUGGCAUCACAGAACGAGACGAGAGCUACGUAAAGCUGUCAAAACGCAGGCGUUUUAUUGGAUUGUCAUAGUAGUUGUAUUUUUAAAUUCUCUAACAUUGGCUUUGGAACAUUAUGGGCAACCGGAGUUUUUAACUACAUUUUUAGGUAAGAGAAUUGUCUGGUGUACGAGGCUAACGGGCACUUUCCUAUGUAACGUGUACGAAGAAAACUAUACAUGACAUAUGAUUUGCCUCCAAUAACAGGGAGAGAUGCUCAGUUUUACUAUGUGAUGUAAAUGCGUUAACUUUUUUAAGAAGCUAACAUGAUACAUUUCGAUUAACAUGGGUUUCAGUUUAGCAGUGCUGUUUCGUUGUUAACAGACCUAAAUAGCGUCGGCGUAUUCCAGCACAAUUUAAUUGCACAGUGUACAGGUAUAUCAAGUUCUAGUUUAGCCAUCAAAACACACCAAAUCAUGUUAAUUGGAAGUAAAGGUGAUCUUACAGGGGACGAUUCGCAACGACGAUUUUUAGCGCAACACAGUGUUGCAAUGUUGGAACAAUGUUGUAACCAUUCGAAACAAUGUCACAACAAUGUUGCAACGCUGUAUUGCGCUAAAAAUCGUCGUGGCGAACCGUCUCGUGUAACAUCACCUUAAAGUCCUUUUGGUCUCUUAAGGCCAUUUCCGAGUGUCCCCAAGCCUCUGUUUCAAAGCGAGGCUAAGUGCGAAGCCAUUGAUAUGAAAAGGAUUUUUAAUUAUCGUGCAAACAAAACUCACUUUCACAACAAAGGUUUCGCACCUAGCCUCGUGUCGAAAGUGAGAGUUUUUGGAACUCAGAAAUGGCCUGUUCAGUGGCUAGUAUCGAAAAUGAAUGUGGACGUGUUUAAAACUCCUCCCCCACCCCCACCCCCUGCAAAUUUUGAGUAUUGCAAUUUUUGGAGGCAAGUAAACGAACGUCUCAAGUUAACUGUAUGACUUACUCUUCCCUGUAUGUUGUGUUUUUCAUUGGAUUUGAUCGUUUUUUGCUUUCAGAUAUUGCAAAUAAAUUAUUUUUAGCCAUAUUCACUGUUGAGAUGCUCAUCAAGAUGUACUGUUUAGGAAUCCAUGGAUAUUUUGCAUCGCUUUUCAAUCGAUUUGAUUGUCUGGUAAGUGUCACCGAAAAUGGACAGCUUAGGAAACCACAACGGCAACGGCAGUGAAAUUGUUACUUGAAAAUUGAAUUCGCGCUCCUCCAACCUUCAUCCCUCUUAUUCUAUUAAAUUCAGUUUUUUAAGUGUUGGAGAAAUUUUCUGGCGUUGACUCUAAGGGCCUGUUUACAUGGAACCCGGGGGGGGGGGGGGGGACCCAGGUAGGUGAGGUAACCCGCUUAGGUGGGGUAACCGCCUGUCCAUAUGAUCUCUUAUUUUAAUUUGAUCACGUUUAUAUGAUAGGUGGGGUGACCCGCCACAUGUUACCUCACCUAUCUAGGGUCCCCACCUCCAUGUAAACAGACUCUAAAGGACUGUAUUUCAGUUCAGAAAUUGUAUUGUGUUUAUGUCCUCCAACGACGGCAAAGAAUGUAUAAAAAAGCGUGAAGCACGCGCAAAGUUGUUAUUUUGCAAAUCUAAAGCUAUUUAUUUUUUGCCGUUCUCGUUGCCGUUGUCCUCCCCGUCGUCGUUGGUUAAGCUCCGAUCGCUAGUAAGAAGUUGAUAUUGGCUAGCUCGCAAGGUGGAGUAGUUUCAUUUAUGUUGCCUACCCGAGCACGCAUACUGUUCUUGAGUAGUUGAAUAAUUAUGUAAAUUUAUGUUCAACAAGUUGAGUUGAAGGAGCAGCUUCACAGGCCACUUGAGUUUUAAAGGCGUGGGAAUUGUUUACUCCGCAGGCGCAUAUUUUGCCCUUAAACAUAGUGAGCAGAGUUUGUGUUUGUUUUUCAUUUGUUUCUUGUUGAUUCUUUCCUCUCAGGUUGUUAUCAGUAGCUUACUAGAAUUGGCCAUUGUUGAGGCAAUGAAUCAGCGGCCAAUAGGAAUCAGUGUUCUUCGUUGUGUUCGCUUGCUUAGGAUUUUCAAAGUAACUAGGUUAGAAGUCUUGUGUUUUUGUAACCUUUAUAAAUUCGCCACUUUUAGAAACGAGAAGAAACUGGGCCGAGGAAACUUCCGCGAAGGCUUCUGGGACUGUUAUUAGAGACAGGGAAUAAGAAUUGACCAAUAGGCCAAUUCCGAGUUUCCCCGCGCCUCUGUUUCAAAACGAGGUUAAGUGCUCAGCCUUUGAUAUGGAGAAGAUUUUUCAUUCUCAUGCAAAUAAAACUCAUUUUCACAAGAAAGGUUGUGCACUUGGCCUCAUUUUGAAAGUGAGGCUUUUUGGAACGCGGAAGUGGCCUAUUAUUGGUCAAUAGGGAAGGCGUUUUUGAGCGAUGCACGUCAACCGGAAGUGAGGCCUUUUCCUUUAUAAUAUGACUUGACGCUUACAAAUUUGUAUUGCUAAGUGUCUUUACUCUCAUAAAGACGAUUUUGCCGAAAAUUUAGGCUAAAACACUGCUCAUGAAUAAUUGAUGAAAAAGAUCCACUUCCGGUUGACGUGCGUCGCUCAAAAACAUCUUUGCUUAAGCUUUCCGGUAACGAUCCCAGAAGCAAUUGCGGAACACAUUUCGGCACCAGUCCCCUUAUCGUUUCUAAAAUGACGAAUUCUUUCUGUGCGGCCCUGCAAGUGCUUUUAUUUUGAGAAAGGAAACUCUCAUAAUGAAGGGAUAUUUUGUGAGUGUAGUCUAGUUCCCCAUGACUCGCUUGUUACUGUGCUGUUUUGGUAGUUUUGCUACGCGUCCGUCGUUUUGCUGUUCAGUCCCACGGAUAUCUGUUUCUUCGCUGCGGGACAUUCAAAUGUUGCCUUUCUUUUUAUGCAGUUGUCUGUUCUGUUCACAUUCCUACUUGCACGGAAUCCACGCAUUUAUCCUUGAUCAAUAAAACAGUCCAGGCGUUGCAGUUUGAGAAUGUUUUGAAAGUUUGUGAAUGAUUUAAAUUCUUUGUUUCAGAUACUGGAGUUCUUUAAGUAACUUGGUGGCGUCGCUGCUUAACAGCAUGAGAUCCAUCGCUGGUUUACUGCUACUUCUCUCUCUUUUUAUGCUUAUCUGCUCGUUGCUUGGGAUGCAGAUCUUUGGUGGUCGGUAAGUGUGCCACAAUCCUUUCAUUUGUCAAUUAGAACUCAACCUACAAAUACACGCUUGUGGAAUGUUGGUUAGCCUGUGCAGUUCAGACGAAACAAAAAGGCGGGCAAGCAGCGAAAAAGCGAGGGAGCGAAAAACGGUGUGCUAUCCUGGAGCCUGAAACAGGCUAAAUGUUAAUAAGACAUUAAGUUGUCUUCACUCUUGUUCUUCUUCAAGGUUCAAUAUGGAUGGUGACCAAAUUCCUCGCAGUAACUUUGAUUCUUUUUGGAGAGCGGUAAUAACAGUUUUUCAGGUGAGGAAACGGUAUCGUUGCAUUUUCGUUUGAUCUUUCUUCUCCUCACGUUGGCAGAAGGAAAUUCGAGGAGAACAAUUAGACCCGGUCCAGACGCCGAACGUUUCAUGAGCUGAACCCUGCAGCGGUUACAGGCAUUGUGUCAUCAGUAGAUUAUUAGGUUUUUAGUGCACCGUUACAAUUCAUACCUAAAGUGAUGAAACUGGUUUUACCUGCGAAAUAAAAAGUCUGCCGUUAGCCAAUGUAUAGCCCGCAUAGACGACCCAUAGACAGGGUAGUGAGCUGGCCAGCUUUACCGAGCAGGGUCAGUUUAUGCGUGAAUUACUUCCUUGUAAAAAUUUUCUCCGCGUCUAAAGUUGUGUAUGAAAAGGCAUACUGGCCCAUUUACUGUUUUGACACCACUCUGCUAUGAACAGCACUGUUGUUUUUGUAUACAGCUGUUUCGAGAAUGGUUAUCGGAAAAACGCGAAAAGUACUCCGCGACAACCCCGAAAGAUAUUAUGGGUAGUUUUAAGUUCGUGAUUCUCUGAAACUUCAGCAUCUUAUAGGUUAAAAUGAGAGGAUGACACGAAAGGCCAUUGAUGUUUGCGAGUGUUAAAAGAAAGUUAUGAAAGGCAAGAAAUCGCUGGUUUUGAAGUACUUUUUAAAAUUCAUUGGUUCUAUCCCAAAGUACCUUUUGGGAUUUCUCGCGUGCACCUUUGCGCUUUGGUUCCGACAGCCUUUCUCGAAAUAGCUCUAUGCCAAACUUGUAUGUUUUACAUCUAUGAUGCGGACACUUGGGUGUGUCCCAUCGGAUUCGGUGUUCAUAUUAAGGAAAGUCAUUUGUAGUCACAUAUGACAUUGUUAUUGUAAUUGUCCGUUAAUUUUUUUUUCCCCAGAUUCUAACAGGGGAAGACUGGAAUGCUGUCAUGUAUGAUGGUAUUCGCUCAUGGGGUGGAAUUGGCGAGGCUGGCGCUAUAUUACCCAUAUUGUACUUCAUAUUCCUUGUGGUUGUAGGAAACUGUAUCUUUUAUGGCAUUUAAUGUAGUGGAAACUUCAACUGUAUUGGUCAUUGUUACGCGUGAGACUGGGGCGAUUUUGUGUCGAAUUGCAGUAUGGGACUCUUUUGGACAGGAGACUGGAUCAAAGUUCGACACAACGUCGACUCGUUCUAAAGCAUAACCAGGCCAACAGAGAGGAGAAGUGUGACGUCUUGUGACGUCACGUCACCAUCUCUCUUGACAGAGAUGGCUAUUUGCAUCGUCGAACGAUGGAAGAAAGUAUGGCCUACUGCUUUGUUCCUGAGUGCAAUCAUGUACAGGGAAGUCGUACAUGUCAUUUUCAUUUUUUGUUUUCGAUUUUUUUUCGGUAUUUGCAGGACCAUGUUUUGGUGAGAUCCAAAAAUAAUUUUGCUACAACAGCAACGUGACGUCUCUCUGUUUAAGAAAAAAAGGACGACAACACCGCUGCAAUUUAAUGAUUUAUAUACCAAACUAGCUAAUUCGAUUUCAGACGUAACCAAUCCAUACAUAAACAACCUUUGAGUCUGGGCGAUGUAUUCCUUAACAUUCUUCAGACAUUCUUCUCAAUGUCUUUUUGGCCAUUGCCGUUGAUAAUCUAGCUGAUGCUGAGAAUUUAACAGAGAUGGAGGAAGAGAAGAAAAAGAAAAAGGAAAAGCGAGAAAAACUCAAAGAAUCUGCUCAGUCGCAAACUAACGUGGAUUAUGAUGGAGCAGUGGUGCCCAAUCACAGUUCUGCCUCACGGUCAAAUGUGUAAGAGCAGGAGUUUUUUCAUUUGGGAGAAUGGGAGAGAUCAAGAGGAUUUCUUCUUUCUAUUUCCUCUUUUAGUUUUUUUUUUCAAAAUAAAUUGAACGCACGGCCUUAUCUGUUUGAGUUGGUUUUUAAGGAAUUUGAUGAUUUCAGCUGGUUUUUAAUUGAAUGGUCACUCCAAUAACGCGCAAACAAGAGCGUCUGAAUUUGUUAACAAAUGCACUUUAUUUGAAUGUCAAUGUAUUUAGCACUAAGGUACUAAUUGAGACCACUAUUUUUUACAUCUCCUGCUGGAGACGCUUACCGCCUCUUUACGUGGUCAUCCGAGCCACGCGAAGGUCUAGCCAUUUGCAGGGCAAAGGCAAUACCUUCAUUUUUCAGUCAUUUUAAGACCCCGAGUAAUAGUCCGGCCCCAGGGAUCGAAUCCGCGACCUUCCGCUCUGUAGUUAAGCCAUCUACCGACUGAGCUAAUCCUGCUGCAGGCUACUUCAACGCCCAUCUGAGAUUUAUAAACACCAAAUUAUAAUCUCUCAAUCUCCCUGAAUGGUUAUCUUGUACCCAGAUUUCUCGGGUUCUUUGGUCAGCGGGUGGUUACUUAAACUAUGUGUAAGCGUUUGACCCAAAUUUUUCGUAUAUUUUUCCAGGACGCUGGACAAGUCAACCCAGGAACUUCAUUCUACAAGCAAUUUGAAUGGAAACGGAAUUGUGAGAGUGAGUUAGAUAAAUACUUUUCUUAUCAAACGUCGGACAUCACUUGUGCCGAUUUAAUGCUUAUGAGGGAAAUCCAUUGUUGUCGCUCAUUUGGGUUAGCACAGCAAAUUGAAGUUCGACGUUUGAUAUGGACCUCAGUGUGACAUUUGACAUUUCAAUGGACCGAUAAACCUGUGGACCUCCAAGUGUAGCGUACGUGUGGUGGAACCUUCCCCCCCCCGCCCUUCCAAGUGGAGAGAAGAGAGCCAACAGCAAACUUAAUUAUUAAAUCUCCUGAAAAUCUUUCUUUAAUCAACAGGCAGCAUCUCACAACGACAUUGAAGCGCAGUCAAGUGAGCUUUCCGAGGUCGGAGGAUCAAAGCCAGUUUUAAACAGUACGUAUUUUUGAGUUUAAAGCGUUAAAUAACGUUCCAGUCUGAUUCUCAAGUUCUUUUGUCACUAAUGUGUUUUGGGUUGCUGUGCUUAUAAGUUGCAAACCCUUUUUACCUCCUCCACCAUCCAUCCAUGUAAGCAUCUUAUUGUGAUGUCUUUUUUUAGACAACCAUGAAAUCCCGACAGAAGUUUCAACCGAGGAUAUUGAUUAUAUGCCCAUGCCUCCGGAGUCGUCUCUGUUUAUUUUCUCUACGACAAACAUGUGAGUAGAAGAAUUCUGCUGUAAUAAAAGCCCAGACAUUCGCCACUUUGGCAGCGAGAAGGGGACUAGAACCGAAAGUGUCCCACAAUUGUUUCUGGCAAAUUUCUGGCAUCGUUCCUCGGCGCGUGCCGCUCAGCUAUUGGCAGUUUUUUUACCUGUCCCAGAAGUCAUUGCGAAAUUCUUCUCGGCCCAAUCUCCACCUCGUUUCAAAGGUAGUGAAUACUGACCUGGUCCCAAGGGACUAAGGGAAACAGGUAAUUUUGGUUCCUAAAGUCGAUCGGUCAUCUAAACAAUAGACAGCUUAAGCAGCAUCGACAACGACGAGGGCAAUGAGAAGGGGAAAAAUGCAAUAGGUUUAGAUUAGAAAAAAAAAAACAGCAUUGCACGUGCACACACGCUUUUUUGUAUGUUUCUUUGCCGUCGUGCACGACUGCGACGUGAAACCUCCUAAUUUCAUGUUUUUUGGAGGACGUGAACACAUUGCAACAUGGCCAGAAAUUUUGGCGGGAAAUAGUUUCAUUGUCUGUGACCUUGAAGAAGUCAGAGAGAGCAUGCGCUCUUGGGAAAAAAUCCAUUCAUCAAUUAUGAGUAUGAAGUCAGAGAGAGCAUGCGCUCUUGGGAAAAAAUCCAUUCAUCAAUUAUGAGUACAGUUGAACCCCGCUAUUUCGAAGUCCCAAGGGAAAUGGAAAAAAGUUCGAAAUAGCGGGGUUUCGAAAUAUUAAACCGGGGAAGCGUAAAAUUGGUAACAGUGAAUCAUUUUUUGAUAAAAUACAGUACUGUUUGAAGAAAGACACUGAUUAAAUAAAAAUACAGUAAUUAUAUGUCGGAUAAAUCAGCAGAUGCUGUUGCAUUGAAAAAUCUUUGAAUGUUCUGUUCGAGCUCAAAUUAAAAUGCAAUACGUUCCCAGCUGUGCUCUUAUGUACGUACUCUGUUUUUGACAAGUUCGAAAUAACGGGGCUGAUUUAAGGUGUAGGGAAAGAACGAUGAGUUCGAAAUAGCGCGGAAUUCGAAAUAACCGAGUUCGAAAUAGCUGAUAGUAAAUGACUGAAAACAUAAGGGUAAAUCCAAGGGAAUUCGAUCUUCCUUCAAAAUAAAAUUCGAGUUAAAUAGCGGGGUUCGACUGUAUACUCUAAAAUUCGAGUAUAAAUAAAGUUUAUGUUACCCCUUGAUUUGGUGUUAGUCCCAACAGUUUUAUGUUUGAACGUUACGUUUCUUUUCAGAAUCCGGGUCAUCUGUUACAAGAUCGCCACCAAUAAGUACUUUGUCAACUUCGUUUUGAUUCUGAUUAUCGUCAGCAGUAUUCUUUUGGCAGCGGAGGAUCCACUCAACGCAAGCGCAAAGAGAAAUCAGGUAGAGCCUCUUUAAGUCUUCUUUAAGAUCCGGUUUUUGAAGAAACUUCGCAUCAUUAAAAUCAGUCUAGAAAAGGUAUCUGCUGGGAAAGUUUGCCUAAACACGUGUUUUUCAAAAUGCUAUGCCACUUGGCCUUCGUUAGUUCGGUUUGCUCAAAGAAAGCUCCCACAAACUGAUUCAUCAUUAAAUUCAAAUGCAAGAAAUAUAACUUACAGUUUAAUGAAUAAGAGUUAAAUUAAUAGAGCCAUUUUUUUUCUUCUCCCAGGUGCUCAACUAUUUCGAUUAUUUCUUCACUUCCGUCUUCACUCUGGAAAUUCUUAUUAAGGUAUGUAACGCAUAUAUAUUAAUGAUCACGCCAGUUAGGUCACGCGAAUAGGCUCGCACCUUGCCGCAAUGCUCUGUGUGACGGCGCAAAAUUCGAUUCUUUAUCGUGUUGCGUGGCGCGUUUUUUAGCUCGCAGUACAGUUGGUCACGCUGUCUUCAGCCUAGAUCACGUUGUAAAAUCACGAUCUCCUACCUGAAAAGAAAUGAACAAAGUGAAAUUUCAUGAACGUAAAUAAAUGCAGCAUAACGUAAUACUGAGUGGUGUAUCUAGCAUGGAAACAAAAUACAGAAUUUUAAAUCUUUAUGGGUUUGAUUGUGCAAUGAACCUUUGAUUCCCCAUCAUCUUCAUUUGUGUGACUCCAGUUAAUAGGCUGAUUUAGCAACAGGACGAGAACGUCAGUUGACGACGGGAAAGCGAGCGGAAAGGACUAAACACGACCUCCGUGCUCAAUUUGCCGCUCUGCCAUCGGUCAAGCCACUUGUUUGAUUUGCGCGCGCCGUUGUCGACUGACGUUCCCGUUCUGUUGCUAAAUCAGCCUAAUGACUCCUCUCUUCUGCCCCCCAACGAGGCCGUUGUGAAGAGGUCCAACUGUAAAACCUUUGCUGACCUUUUCGGCACAGUAUUUAUCUCAACAUCUCUUUAUCUUGCAGUUUGUUGCUUACGGACUUAUUCUUCAUAAGGGUUCGUUUUGCCGCAGCGCCUUCAAUCUUCUGGAUUUACUAGUAGUAUCUGUGUCAGUUAUCUCUAUCGUCCUCAGGUAAGUUGUUUAGUACUUGCGCACCGCCCAGAAAACGCCUGCGUUGCAGGCUUAUGUCACGUGGAGCACGCGAAAUGAGAAUGCAAAACUGUGCAUGGGGGACUGGACACGAGAAAGUCUCAACUUCCGGUGUCUGUCGAGAAGUUCCGGUGUCGGGUGCUUGACGUGCACCUCUUGCGCUUGAAGUCAAUAAAUCCCUCACCGUUUUUAUUUCCUUACGAUCUCUAAAGAGAAAAUAGAGGGUCUGUGAACAGGCUAUGUACGCAUCUAUAACUCAAAAUGUUUGGAAACUUAAGGUGGUUGUGUUUUUUCUCAGGGAUUCACAGUUUUCCGUGGUAAGAAUUCUCCGUGUGCUGAGAGUCCUAAGACCGCUAAGGGCGAUCAACAGAGCCAAAGGACUGAAGGUAUGAAUACCCUGUCACGUAUUGUUCUUUUAUCUGAAACAAGUGGCGAUUUUGACGACGGUAAAAAGCCUCUUGCGUGACAAUUGCGUGACGGAUUUUCGCCUCUGCACAAUGGAUUCCGGAGUCAAAGCCUCUAAAUAAAGUACGUCAUGACGGUCAUGCUAUGAAGAUAGUUGUUUUUUGGACGGUUUUCCACGGAGAGAGCCAUUUUGAAAGACUUUUUUUGAGGGCAAAAACCCGGAAUACUGGCAAAAUUGCCUUUUGAUUAGAUUGAGUGACUAAAAGACCGCUAGACCGCUGGCGAAGCUGUACAACUGUUCUUGCCAGGAAAACAAGUCUUUUUGUCGUUUUCUCUAUCCAAGAAACUUAAUGUUUUUAUUGACUGUUGUAAUACAAAGUUCUUAGCUAUCGUUAUUGUGUUUGCAAAUAUUUUAUUUUUACAGCAUGUAGUACAGUGCGUUUUUGUAGCCGUGAAAACAAUCUGGAACAUCAUGCUUGUAACGAUGCUCUUCAACUUUUUGUUUGCUGUUAUUGGAGUUCAACUGUGGAAGGUAAAGUCCUGUGACACGUGAAGUACCACAGGGUGCCUAUAUGAUAAUACCUGAGCGUACUGUGGCUUGUUUCUCAGCAUUUUACAAAUUUGAAAUUUUGUGAUUUAUUAUUUUGAGUAUUAGUAAAUAUUUUUCUGUUUUCUUUUCCAGGGGACAUUCUUUUACUGCACAGACUCGGAGAAGGACUCAAGAGAAGAGUGCCAGUAAGAAUCAAUUCGUAGGGAGGGGUUCGGAGGGAGGAAAACUUAUCCCUUUCCUCUUCGCGUAUUUCUCCCCAUCCCCACCCCUCCCCUCCCCCUUUUUUUGCGGCUAAUCAUUCAUGAGCUAUUUGAUGUCCAUCCUCGCUGAACAAUAGAAAGAGCGAAGUCCCGGAAACACUUUGCUUCAACACAUGCAACACUGUGCGCGACACUGGACUCAUCUAAAAUGUUUGUAAGGUGCCCAACUUUGUGGGCCUUCCACGUAACAGGGUUUAUCUACCGCCAGAAAUCGUUGCUCGCAAAAUUGGGCGUGGUGUAAGUUAAUUAUCUUUUUUUUCCCUUGUCUUUCAGAGGAACAUUUGUAGAAUUUAAAGGACCUGGCAUGACAAACCCUGUGGUACGUGCAUUUCAUUAUUCGAAUCUUGAUUCUUAUUUUCUUCGGUGACACAGUUACGUGGUAAAAUUUUUACGUGUGAUGUCUCUUCACGGUCACGCUUUUUGUCUAAUGUAACGUCACGAAAGUGACGUCACAUCUACUUUUCACGCUUCAUUAAAUUACUAUUCGGUUUCAGGAAAUGCAGAGAGAGUGGAAGAGACAUGACUUUAACUUUGACAAUGUUGGUAACGCCAUGCUCACGCUGUUUACUGUUAUGACCUUUGAGGGAUGGCCAGGGUGAGUAGUCAUAAAGUGUUCAAAGAAAUGCACCCCCCCCCCCCGCCCACUAUUGGAAAUCAAUUGAGUGCAUUAUACGUCUGAGAGUAGUGAUUUAUCAAGAUAUAAUGCACGCCGCGGCCGCCUCCGUCACCAGCACUAGCGCAAUCUAUGUGGCGUUUUAAUCGAGGAAUACGUUUCUUUUUAUAUAUCUAAGCUUUUGAGAAUUUAUAAGAACGCUGGAGAAGCUCUUAGGGAUGACUGUUGUCGUGUGACUGUUUUCUGUAGUAAAAGGAAGCCCUAAAUUUUGUUACUUUUCGGUAUUGAAAGCAAGUGAAACCUCUUCAUCUGUUGCGCCUACUGGUACCGUUUGUAUUUCGGUACUUAACAAUACAAAAUAUCUUGAGAAAAAUUAUCCAAAACUAUUUGUAUGGUUAUUUUUUUUACAGUAUUUUGGAGAAUUCAAUUGACUCGACUGAGGCGGACCAAGGACCCCACCAAAACAACCGUCCGUGGGUCGCUAUCUACUACAUAAUAUAUAUCAUAAUCAUCGCCUUUUUCAUGGUCAACAUCUUCGUCGGUUUUGUGAUUGUCACAUUUCAAAGCGAGGGAGAAGAAGAGUUUAAAGGCUGUGAACUUGACAAGAACCAGGUUAGCGAGAAUACUUUUUCUGUUUUGCUUGUUUGUGUUUUUGACGCUAAGGUGCCUGUCUUGAUAUUAGUUCUUUAGAGUCUCAUGAAAAGCCUUAACGUGAGCUCAGUAUGAAAACGAGCUGGAACAAUAAAAACUUUAGAUCAGCGGGAAGGAAAUCAGGUCGAGUUUACUUUCGCAAAGACUCAUAGAAAAAAUAAAAAAUAAUGAAACAAAUAAUUUAAAAGAAACAUAACAUGAUUAAGAAUCCCAACUGGUAGAAGGCGAACCAGUUUGCUAUUUUACAAGCAUGGUCGAGGAACAAAUCCAGCUAGCGGCCAAGGCGGGACUUGAACUCGGGGCCUCUGAAUCGCAAGUCUAGCGCUCUAAUCACUCGGCCACGCUGGGAAUGUUACUGGGGACAGGAGAAAAAUUGGCCAAUAGAUGACUGGCGAUCAAUCCUAGAGCGAUCCGAAAAGAAACUCGUCCCCUUGCUAAAGUGGCGAGUGGUCAAAACUAACUCGUCCCAGUUUUUUCUCCAGCGGGAGACUAAAGCUAUUUUGGCGUCCGGGUCAUGGACAUGAAGGUCUUGCCCUUUGUAGGACUCUGGCAGUGUGAUAGCGGUCGAACCUGCGACCACAGAAAUAAGAUUUUAUUGUUUUUUCCCUGUAAUGUUUUCAGCGUCAGUGUAUUGAGUUCGCUCUGAAGGCCAAACCGUUGAAAAGGUACAUUCCGGAUAACCGCCUCCAGUUCCAUAUAUGGCGUGUGGUGACGUCACAGGCAUUCGAGUACCUCAUCUUUGCUUUUAUUGUGUGCAACACAGUGGUGCUGAUGAUGCAGGUAUGUAUAAAUGUGUCACGGUACUGCUCGUGGCGUGCUCUAUCCAGUGCAAGUGUUCUGAGAGUCACGCUAUGUCGUCACACUGUGACAUUUGGAUUGAAUUGCUGUUUUAAGUUGGUGGUGUAACGUUUUAAUGUGACUUAGUCCACUCCAAGUACUCCUUACACAUUGACUGCGCCACAGACUGAACUAAACUUCUGGUUAAUCCCUCUGCGACACAGCGCCACCGCCUGUGUUUUAGGAUUUGAGUACGCGCUAUAAAAGCCAUUGUCAAUUUGCUAAUCAGGUUGAAGGGAAAUUUGAAACGCAUUUCCGGUAACUCGUUGAGUCGGUUAGAGGCCCAGAACAAGGUUAUCGGUGAAUGGUUACACCAAUCAGUUUUGUUCAGAGUCUUACAUGGCUCCAUUACCAGCUGUUGGACGCACAGUAUGAACAGUUGGUAGGAAACCUAACUUCCACGUUCGUGUUUAGUUAUCUAUAAUUGACUGUUUUCUUUUUUCUCUCCUCUUUCCCUAUAGUAUUAUGAAGAACCUAAGUUAUACACCCGAGUGUUAGAUGGCUUCAAUAUUGGGUUCACUGCAGUGUUUCUUCUGGAGUGCAUUCUCAAGCUUAUAGCUUUUAAACCUAAGGUACGAGUAAUAGAUGCUGUGGUUCAGAGCCAUUACAAAGGGGGAGGGGAGAGUGGAGAAUCAAGGAAGGAACGGAAGGUUGGAAGUAAUAGGGGGUAGCUAGAGUGCAUUCUCAAUUUUAUAGCUUUUAAACCUAAGGUAUGAGCAACAGAUAUGUAGUCCAGGGACGGAUUUAACCUGUGUAGCACUUACGAGGGGUGAUAAUGGGAGGAAUUCAGUAGGGAGUAUUAUUUAUUGGAAAAGUAAUAAAGGGACGGAUAGAAAAGGGGGGAAGAAAAAAAGGGUUGGAGGAGAAACAAAGAUUAUGGAAAAAUAACGGGACAGAAGUAUCAUUUCUAAUACGUCGUUCUCGUAUUCGUGAAUCAAAGCACCAGCUUCAGUCUUAAUAGGGCAAAAUAUGAGGUCGACUUGUAGCAAGUCUAGGCAAAAUAACCAUGGUGCUUUUGUUGUAAAUAUCAACAGUUAACGACUGAGACUAAUUCUUAGUUCUCUUUCCGUAGAACUACUUUGUAGACAGAUGGAACCUGUUCGACUUCAUUAUUGUAGUUGGAAGUAUUAUUGACAUAACAAUGAACGAGGUUUCGGUGAGUGUGAACAACUGAUGUGCUGUAAGGGGGUGGGGGUUGGGGGAAGCUUUGCCUCUUUCAUGUUUUUCACCUUAGUACAUGUCUUUGGUGUCAUCUGCUAGACUCAACAACGCCCAACUUGGCAAUAUGCAUGUAAGACAUUGGUAUGCAUGUUGCCACUGAAGAUCAGAAGUUAAUCAAGCUUAAAUAGCGAGUUUGAUGCUUUGCUGAAGCAAAUUAAAGUAAUACUUUAAAUGGUCAAGUUUGAUAACGAAUUGAAAGUAACCAAGCUUUAAAUGAAGUUAAUUUAUAACAUCCUCUUUUUAAUAUCAUUAGGACUCUAAACAUUACGAAUAAAUAAUCAUGUAUCAAGAAUUGUUAAUUUUAGCGUAGCUCAGUUUUGCCAGAGUGGGAAAAGAUGCAAGUGUACCACAGGUCACCCAUCUUCCACAACACUUUGAAUCGCCUAUUUAUACUUUAAAGUUUUAUGUUGUAAAAGCUUUUUUAUUUCAAUUGGUUAAUGCUUGCUAAAUACUGUUAAGGGGAAAGACCGCUUUACUUCAUGUUUUAGGACGUUUUUCGUCGUCAUCGAGGUAUUUCCGAGCUGGAAUUAGCAAUGGAAAGUAGUUCUGAUGGACGAGUACAAAGAAUUGUAAGACCAUAAAGCAUCAUACAUUCAUUUACUUAAACUACGCAAAUACCAUUAAAUGUAAUUAAGCGUUUAACAAUGUGAGCGACUCGUUGUGAGUUAAGCUUUUAAAUAUUUAGACAAAAGCUGGAGUAGGACGUUUAAAUUUUAAAGAUUUUUGAUUUUGCAUGAUUUAAUGACGUUAAAUAUGUUACAUUAAAAUUAAAAUAAACAAAAAAUUCAGCGAUUUCGUGACUUUUACUGACGGUCAUCUGAUCUUGGAAGGUAAGUAUUUCGUUAACUUCUCUGAGCAAUAAUGAAAGUUUUUAAUCAAAACCUUUCGAGGUGAUGCAUAAUUAACACCCACUUUCCAUGUAAAUGCCUCCACUGAUUCAUAUGCAAGACGCUAAUAUGCAAGCUACUGAGCAAAUUGAUUUCAAUUGUACUGUUGUAAUAUGCGCCUUACCAUAGUUGAUAGUAGUACUAUGGCCUUACAGAGCCUGUAAUUUAAUCCUAGGGGUGACCAGUCACACAAGGCUACUGAUCGAUGCUUUCUCUGAGUAAAAAACACAGUGUUUACUCUGCUGUACCAAAUGGCUCUAAUUUUCGAGUCUGUUCAUGAAAUCCUAAAAUGUGACCAUUCAAAUAAAGGCUACGGUACCUGUAAGGCUGUUUAUUAUGCCAUACAGGGUGGUUCUAACUUGUGAGUUCGUGCUGUGUUUUACUCGGGACAAAGUGUAUAUGGAGCCCAAGAACAAAAAAUGUUUACACCUACCACUCACAGUCUGUUUGGUAAUGUUGUUACAUGUUAUUUUCUCAGAGUGAGCAAAUGUUUGCUUUUGGAUUCUUUCGUUUGUUUCGCGCCUUGCGUCUCGUGAAGCUUCUCAACCAAGGGUCUGGGAUCAAGACUCUUCUUUGGACCUUUAUCAAGUCCUUCCAGGUGAGCUUCGUUGAAACCCGGACUACGGGUAGCCAUUGUUGGCAGAAAUAUGUUCACUUUCUUCUCCAACAUGGUGCCCGCCAAUGUACGUUCAUUUCAGUAGCGACAAGUAAUUUCUAGAUGUGUGAAGGCUGUCGGCUAGGUAUAACGUCCUGCCGAGUAUACGCCUACUGCUUUGUUGUAUUUAGCGGAUCGAUGUCUUUAAGCUUGUAAGUAGAAGAUAGAGUGUUCUUUCAUUAGCAAGAGUCCUUCCUUGUUGUUUUUUGUUACAGGCUCUACCAUAUGUUGCACUUCUGAUUGUAAUGAUGUUCUUCAUUUAUGCUGUAAUUGGAAUGCAGGUAAGAUGUAAAGUUAGAAAAAGUGGCUCAAAUUUUCAUUGUUUUGAGCAUUUUUUUUUUGCUCUCUGUUUUCUUUUUUUCAAGCGUGAUGGAACCCAAGUUAUGAGUAAAAUAAUGAGAGUAUUUCCAACACAACUGAAAUCUGCUCUCUUCCAAUACGUACUGCUUGCGCCACAGACGGAACUAAGUCCGUCUGCGAAACAACGCAGAAAUCCUUGUUCUGGGCCGUCACCUGUGUACCAGGAUUUGAUUACGCGCUAUGAUUGGCCUGUUAAAAAUGCCAUUGUCGAUUUGCCACUCAGGUUGAAGGAAAACUCGUGACGCAUUUCCCAUAAUUCUUGAGUCCGUCGAAGGCCCAGAACAAGGAUCUCGGCGCUGCGUCGAAUACGUUACCAACCGAAGUUAGAUUAAAUCUGUGACGCAUGCGUAAUACAUGUUGUGUUUUGCAGAUGUUUGGUCGUAUUGCACUGGACUCGGACACGCAAAUAACGAGAAAUAACAACUUCCAGACAUUCCCUCAGUCUCUUAUGGUGCUCUUCAGGUAACAAAAACGGUUGUUGGUGACAUUUGCUUCAAAACUGAUUUUACAUUUUGCAUUCCCUUUAGUGGUAAAACUAUCGAUACCAUUUUUCUCUUAGAUCUGCCACUGGCGAAAACUGGCAGCAAAUUAUGUUGUCGUGUACAAAUCGGGAUGACGUGAAGUGCGACCCUAGAGCGGACCCGCAAGAACCCUCAGGAUUGUGUGGAUCGGACUUCGCUUACUUCUAUUUCGUCUCAUUCUACUCAAUUUGUUCAUUUUUGGUAAGAAUUAUUGUUUAGGUAGCGUUUCCUUUCGAUAUUAAAAGGCUGUACUUAUGAUGGAAAAUUAAAUUAUCCGUCUGCACUGCAAAAGAGCCAACCUCGUUCCCAGGGUUCUCUCCUACGUGUAGGAGAGAACCCUGGGAACGAGGUUGCCAAAGAGCCUGCCAGUACAUAUCUUAUCAAUGCGGGCCAAAUCCAACAUUUCGGCAUUGUACCUUAGUAGUCAAUCAUUUGCGAGACUUCCAUGGUCCAACUGUAUGGUUGUAUGGUAAGGGAUGAGUAUUAUUAAUGUGUGGUAUAUCGAUUUUCUUUUUCCAUUCUUCACAUGAUAAAAAUUUCCCAAUGCCAGUAAAUUAGUUUGUUUCUUAAUUUCAACUAACUUUAAAUCAUUUUUGUGAGAACAAUUUUUGUUGGCACUCCUAGUUAUUUGCCAGACCACAAGGUUUCUUUUUCUUUCGGCACAACAAAGUUUCUUUUUUUCCUUUUAGAUCAUUAACCUGUUCGUCGCUGUCAUCAUGGACAACUUUGACUAUCUGACUCGUGAUUGGUCAAUUCUCGGCCCACAUCAUUUGGACGAGUACGUGAGGGUCUGGUCCGAGUAUGAUCCCGAGGCUCGAGGCUGCGUCAAGCACGUGGAUAUUGUAAUUUUGCUAAAGAGAAUAGCGCCACCCUUGGGAUUUGGAAAGUUCUGCCCGCAUAGGGAAGCCUGCAAGGUAACGACCUACCUGUAGGAUAGGAUAGGAUAGGACAGGAUACCGAUUAUCCCAGACACAGGUUUACAUCGAUAACAAAGAUUUUUGCAAUAAUUACUCAUUUUAGAAUUUUCAACUAGACAAAGUUGUUAUAUAUUCAGCCACAAUUUUUUGCGAUUUCUCUCCUUGGAGAAUUUUCUUGAUGCGUCAAGAAAAGGUUUCCUUUUUAGCGUAUUGAACCGAUUAUCUCAGAGGUAUUUCCUCCUGUUAUUCCAGAAAGUUAUAUAUUACCCUGCGGAGAAUUUUCUGAUGCGUAAGGGUGAUUAUAAUAUAACUAUUUGAUCUGCAUUUUUUCCUCAGCGCCUGGUCACCAUGAACAUGCCGCUGACCAAGGAUGGGAUGGUCGACUUUAAUGCUACUUUGUUUGGACUUAUAAGAUCUUCUCUUAACAUCAAAAGACCUGAAGGUAAGAUGUAGAUUGGAAAUCAAGUAAGUCUUAAACAAGAACGAAAUCCCUUCAUGGAAGGAAAUGAUUGCAAAGUGUCAACACUACCUCUUUUGGUAAAGAAAAGAAAUUGCAUGAUUGUUCACUUGUUAGCCCUGUACUGAUAUGCAGUGGACCCAGUUAAUUCGAAUACUGCAGGCUCGCGCAGCUGGGCGGAGCUGCCACGCGACGCGAUCAGCGGAGUUGCGAGGGAUUUUCCCCUCGCGGUAUAGCCGCCAAAUAGCUACAGCACUCGUGGCCCUUCUCGCCCUCAUAUCAUAUCAGCUACGCAGGUUGGUUUACUGCUUGGGCGUUAAAUGUGGUCUUAAUACGGGGUGGUAGGACGUUUUUUGUGCUUAUUAAGUACAGAAUCCCUCACCAAGGUGAUUUAAAUCCAGUUUCAGGCAAUACCAAAAUACCUUGGGAACCUGGAUUUAUUUUCUGUGCCAGUGUGCCAACUAACAGGGGCAAAUCGAUGCAAGACGUCCAACAUAGUCAAUACGAUGGUUCUCCGCUCUUAUUUGUUGUUGUUUUGUUUUCCUUGUUUUUCUUACAGGGAAAGGUUCAAUCGACAAAGCUAAUGCAGAAGUCAGGAAUAUUAUUCUCCGCAUCUGGCCGAAGACGCCGUUGGAGCUCCUAGAUAGAGUAGUGCAGCCUCCAGGGACGCGUAAGUAUCUGCCACUGUGAUAUCAAGUUCAUUGAAAAUGGGAGGAUUUCCUGCCUGCGAAUACGAGUUGAAUAGCGAGGUUGCGGAAGGUUGUUGCAGAAAGUGGAGAGUAGUUCUACUCUUCAACCAAAAUCUGUGUAUGUUGGUGCGUUUUACCGGCCCGAGACAAACAUAUUUUGCAACAAGUGACGUAAAUCCCAUGUAUGGCGUGACUCCUACGUAAUUUUAUCCAAUUAGAAAACAGUAUUAAGGCAACUUGCAACAACCUAAUUUGUUGCAAGACAAGUUUGAUUUUACCGUAGCUUAAAUCUCUCUGAUGUCUCUGAGAUUGAAAUGGUCGAAAUCAGAUGAUUUUUCUUGAUCUAACCCUUCCCACUCUUAAGUGACUGAUAAAAUGUUAUUUCUUUUCUUACCCAGAUGACGAUGUUACAGUAGGCAAGUUCUAUGCUACCUACCUGAUUCAAGAAUACUUCCGCCGCUUCAAAGCGAGACAAAAGGCCCAGGACCAGGCUAAUGAAGUUCAAGGGAAUAGCACUGUGGCUUUGCAGGUAAGCGUUGGUGACUGAUCAAGUCUGAUACAACUGUUAUUUUUAACUGAUCAAGUCUGACACGAUUAUUAUUUUCAUUGUUAGGCUGGUCUCAGAACUCUUCACGGGCUUGGCCCACAACUGCGCCGUGCUAUUUCUGGUCAGCUGGGUAGCGAUGAUGAUGAACUGUAUUUAAAAGAGGACGAUUCUCAAAAAGCGCAGGUAAUCCUUGUAUAAUCUUAUAGUUAUGAAAAAGAAAAAGGAGAACCUCUUUUCUCUCUGUUUGACUAAGCUUUCAAUUGACUGGUUAUUCUUUAAGCCUUCAUCGACAGCCUCAAAAAUUUGAACCAUCUUUCACAUGCUAUCUUCAUUGUUAAUACGUUAGAACCAAGGCACAAACCGCACCCAAGGGAAUUACUACUCCGCAGAAUAGUGUAAUAAACGGUCCAAAAGAACUGAGAAUUCCAGCAGCAACUUUCAUUUGAAUGGUCUUAAUGUAUAACCGACCGACCGACAGAUAGUUAGGCCAACCUCAUACCAUAACCGAGACGGGUUUGUCUAAUGAGAAUUGUGUUGUAUGAGAUAAGUAACACAGUUUUAUUCUCAUAGCACAAAGGCUUCUGGGAGAGUCUGAAAAAUGCUGUUUCCUCAUCGCCGCGUCACAGGUAAAAAGCUUUAACUGUACACGUAACGCUUCGUUUGGUUCUAGACUAAGCGAUGUUACUUUGAGAGGAAACUGCAUGCUGUUUGAUCAGUGUUAAGGCUGCUUGCUUUUUUCUAAAUCUUCCUUGUUAAGAUGACUGAACUACUGCAAUUUAUUGUUUGAGGUUUAUUCUGUGCUGAAGUCAUUACUUAGUACCUGUACCCAAACACAAAAUUUCAAUGCUGAGCUUUAGAGUUAUGAAGAAUAUAUCGAACAAAUUUCAUGAGGGAACACUAUCAUAAUAACCAUAAUAUAUUUUUUGGGUGUUUACUGCAGGCAUAGCAUCAUCUUUUUCAAGUUUCAGUUCAUUUCCAAGCUUGCCAUCCGUUUCAACCGACGAAACGAAAACGUUCUAAUGUCUUAAUAUAACCUUAAAUAGCACAACUGUACCAUUAUUUUUUGGAAUUCAAUUGAAGCCAAGAAAGGUUUUAGCUUUUUAAAAAGAUGGAAAAUAGUCUAAACUAGUAUAGCUUUUUAUAUAUUCUUUUUCCUUUGCAGCAUGAGAACUCCAAACAGAUUUACACGUCCUGCCUCUUUUCGCCUUUCUGCUUUACUCCCUGGCAGUGGGAGUCUGGUACAGGCCAAGAAGAAGAGUUCAUCCAUGUCGAAUCUCAGUGAAAAGAUGGUAUGUGACAGAAAAAAAUAAAUACUACUUCCUGCGCUUCUGAAAUGGGAUUUUUAGCCACAAUACUAAAGGUAUAGGGGAACUUUAGAGACAGAAUAUUUCCACCUCGCUUGUUUACGUUCUCCAUCGAUAAAACGUGAAAGUAAGUAUUUUCACUUCUGAGUAGCGUUGUAGUGACUGCAAAGAAAAGUACAAAAAAGUGUAAUGCACGUGCAAAGUUGUUGUUUUGCUUCAGAAUUUUAAACCUAUUGCUUUUUGGCGGUUUUCAUUGACGUCGCCGUAGUCAGAACUAAAGGUCCCUAUCGGAACUCGGUUUUUAUUCUACCGAGUCGCCUGUGUCACUGACUGAAACUUAUAGUUAGUCACCCAAAGAAAAUACAAAGUAGUCGAGUCCAGUUUUGCGAACGAUCUCUUCAACGCUUCAUUAAUCCUAGAAACGUUUUCCCCUGUAGUACAACAUGUUUGUUGUAUCAUGAAUCGCAUUUCUUCGAUUCUACAUUCUUUCAUUCGUUUCAAUAUUUUUUUCAUUCAUUUUCAGCAUACCGAGCUUUUCAGCGAGAAACAAUUUCUUGUUCCCGGGACAUCAGGGGACGAAAACGCGAAUGAAAGCGAGGCUGGUAAGCCAUAUCAUGAACUUCCAUUAUUAAGAGAACCGGAUGAUCUGGGUUCUUUACCUGCAAUAAAAGGUCAUUCUGGCGUGAAGGCAGCUUCAAGUUUACCUUUACCCACUGCAGGCUAUAUACACGGUCCAAUAGCAUAUCUACGACAGCGCAGCAGGAGUGAAACCUCGGGAGUCAUAGUUCCUUGGCCUUCACCGAGAGAAGUAGAAAAAGGGUCUUGUUCACCACGCGACAUUGAGCGAGACCGUACGGAAAGCGUGAAAAGCCUUCUCGAGGACGCACUAAUCGACGAAGGAAUAUCGAUUACCGUGGACGACCCACUUGUUAGGGUUGCCGAACAGGAAAUUGCCGAAGCUUUCGACGUUUCCGAAGAUGAACUGCACGAAGCUGCUGGAAAGAUUCUAGCAGACGCUAGCAGUCGUCGUGAAGUAGGCGACGAAUCACGUAGCGAUAAAGAGUGCCUCGACGAGGAUCGCACCACCGCGGAGGCCGACAGUCUCCGAACAUCUCCGAAUGUGUCGCUUCGGUGGUCGGGUGGAAUUCAAAUGGUACCCGACAGCGAGUUGGUGAUCACAGAUCUGUAACAAGUACAGCUAAAUGGAAGCGGUGUUAGUGCAAGGAAAUUUUUGCGCGUCGUGCAAGAACCUGUCCAUGACACGUGACCUUGAUGCGCUCAUGCUAUUUGUUGAGGGUCUUUUCAUUUCAGUCCGACCCGUCAGUUGUGGAGACUGAUUCAAAACAGCGUAUUUCAAAAUGGCAGCUAACGUAUAAGCCGCCUGUCAGGCAUUAUUGAUACCAGGUCCCAUUUACGGAAUUUUGGCCAUUUAAGAGCAAUGAGAUCUUAACAUCAUAGAUAUAAGUUUGAAUAUCCAGUUUACUGUGGUAUUUUUUAAAGGAAAGAAAUAUUGUAACUUACCUUUUCGCUUGCAAGGCUCAUGUCUUUGCAAUAAACAGUGAGAUAUUUUAAACUUAAUCAUUAAACUUGUAGUAACCUAAAUUAAUUAAUCUUACCCAUAUGUAGAAAUUAGGGACAGACUUUUAAUAGGCUAAUGUGAUAUUUAUUGCACAGUUUCUUUGUAAUAUUUCUUAUUGCCUGGUUAAUGCGGUUUUCCUUUAUAAGAGAUAUCCGCAGUAUCAAUCAAAUCUUUGUAUCGAAUUUAUGCAGAAGAAAUUUUUUUUAUUUUCUUUAUUACUACUAUUUUUAGGAAUUGCUUUUAACUGAAAUUUUUGUCUCCAAAAAAUGAGCAACUCUACAGAGAAUCUUUGCUUAUGAUUUAUAUUUUAGUCUAAAACCCUUCAAUCCCUAAAAGCUAGCGGCAUUAAUUUCUUAUUUUCAAUUCCUUACUUAAUCAUUGAAAGAGGUCCUAAGAUUGAUUGUCAGUUGCGUUUCUUGACUGCUGUAGUUUUGCUUUGCUUUUCUUUGUGACUGGCUGUAAAAUCUCACCGUGCGCCAAUUUUUCAACCAGUCAUUGCGUCACAAAACGUGCCCCGGUUGCCUUUGUCACAAUCGCUUUCCAGUGCUUGGCUGCAUGCACUUUACUCAAAGAUCUGAUUGUUUUAUUGUUUUGCUUUUUGUUGAAGAACGUCCAUUUGAAUGUUGCUUUGUAAAUGUUGCUAAUGAAUUUCAUCCUCAGUUUGAUGCAAUGCCCCUUCAGGUCAAGAAUAGAGAAUUUCUCUUUUUCUAAUAGGGAUUGAAAGGUUAUUUAUGUUGUUUUAAUUGUAGUUAUCUUUUUUUUUGAAGAAGGAAUUUAAUUUAGUAUAUUGUUUCAAAACGAUGAAAUGAAUUGUUUUUUUUUUAACACGAAAUACAUUGUAAAAACAAAAACAAAGACGAUUUAAGGUUAAUUAUAGUGUUGAAUAUUGCUUAAAUGUACGCGCUUAGAAGACAAAAUUGGAUAGUUUUGUUCCUUCUCAUAGAAACCCAAAACGACGAUAAAAGUACUUUAGUAGUUUUUUUCCAAGAUGGCAUAGUUAAGUGCUUCGCCGUGUAUGGUCAUAGAGACUGUCGGGAAAGGCCUUAACUAUUUCCCUCGGGAUCAGAUAGUUCGUGUUAAUGAAUCCCUCUAAUUCCUUAUCUAACUUUUGUGUCUCUUGUGAUGGAUAAAAGGGUACUGCAUCUAUUCAACACUUCAAUGAACCAUUGUAUUCAGAAGAUAUUUUUGUAGCCUGAUAUAUUUAUGCCUAGCUGAAAUCGUAACAUAUGAACAUAGAUAUGGUAGAUAAGAUUUUUAUUAUACGGCUGUAGAGCGUUUUUUUACCGGGUUGUAAAUAUAGAUUUUAAUUU